AUGACGGAGGAAUACUUCGUCUCUAGUUUCAUAAGCGGCCUAAAUGAUGAUAUUAGAUCUAUGGUAAAGAUGAUGCGACCUCGUACUAUGCAAGAGGCUACGGAAGAUGCAGUGUUGCAGGAAUUAACAGUGGAGGCCUUGCUUAAAAAACAGAGGAUUCAAGGUAGAGGGAACGCAUAUGGAGCAAAUUACUCAGGAGGAAGGGUGCCGGGAAAGGAAAUGGUGAGAUCGGAGAAAAGAGCUAAGUUUCUAGCCAGUUCUUUCGCAGGACAACAAGGUGUUAAGCAAUGGGAACACCGGAGACCUACAGGGCUUUGCUAUCGAUGUGGAGACGAAUAUACUCCAGGGCAUCAGUGCAAGAGACAACUCCUCUUGUUGGAAGGAGGGGAUGUAGAUGAGGAAGGCGAUGGGGACACACUCACUUUAGUCGGAGAAUUGGGAGAGGAAGAUAACGAGGCGAUCUCGCUGCAUGCAAUUAAGGGAAUGACAGGCAGUAAGAUCAUUAAGGUGGAAGGAAGAGCUCAAGAUAGCACUCUCAUGGUGUUGAUUGAUAGUGGAAGUACUCACAGCUUCAUUGAUGAGGGAAUUGCGCGGAAGCUUAAAUGCGAACUAUCCAACACUCAACCACUUGCGGUCACAGUCGCCAAUGGGAGUAAGGUCCUAAGUAGAUCAGCUUGCUUAGGAUUUUGCUGGAUGAUGCAGGGUGAAACAUUUAAAACGGAUUUGAGAUUGUUAAAACUUAGAGGGUGCCACAUAAUGUUGGGAGUCGAUUGGAUGAAAGACGUAAGUCCAAUCAAUUUUGAUUUCAACAAAAUGGAGGUAACAAUGGAGAAGGAUGGUCGGAGGGUGACAUUGCAAGGUAAUGUGGAGAGUGGAAUUUGCAAGAUGAUCAAGGGUAAGAAGUUACAAAAGUUGUUCAAAUAUAAAAUAGCCCAAGUAGCCCAAUUGUUAUCGAUAGAGACCUAUUGUGAAGAAGAAGACCAUGAAAUGGUGAGUGGGCAGUGUAAGAUGUUCCACGGCAGUGAGAAUACAUUACCAUGGCAGGUACGUGAACUGGAAUCUCUAGAUUUAUUGUUGAUUGAAUUCCAGGACUUAUUUGCGGAACCUAAGAAAUUACCUCCUAACCGACCCUUUGACCACUCUAAAAACCUCCAUCCCAACUCAGCUCCUAUCAAUAUUAGAUCCUACCGAUAUCCACCAAAGCUCAAAUCUGAAAUUGAGAAAAUGGUGAAGGAAAUGUUAGCCAAUUCUAUCAUUCGACCUAGCAAGAACCCUUUUGCUUCUCUCGUCCUUUUAAUUAAAAAGAAGGACGGCACAUGGCGCUUUUGCAUUGAUUAUCGGCAGCUCAACACUAUCACUAUCAAAGACAAAUUUCCCAUCCCUAUUAUUGAAGACUUAUUAGACGAACUUAGAUACGCCACGGUCUUCUCCAAGCUGGAUUUAAGAUCCGAUUACCAUCAAAUUCGAAUGGACCCAAAAGACAUCCACAAAACAGCUUUUCAAACCCCACCACGGCCAUUAUGA
This is a messenger RNA of Diospyros lotus (date-plum), 1524 nucleotides long. RefSeq lists its product as uncharacterized. Bases 1 to 1524 code for a protein of 507 amino acids. The transcript has a single exon. NCBI's taxonomy places the organism in Eukaryota, Viridiplantae, Streptophyta, Magnoliopsida, Ericales, Ebenaceae. The record is from RefSeq and is a predicted model, not a curated record. Gene Ontology annotation, biological process: proteolysis. Gene Ontology annotation, molecular function: aspartic-type endopeptidase activity.